Recurvomyces mirabilis is the source of this 594-nucleotide messenger RNA. RefSeq lists its product as uncharacterized. The transcript has a single exon. NCBI's taxonomy places the organism in Eukaryota, Fungi, Ascomycota, Dothideomycetes, Mycosphaerellales, Teratosphaeriaceae. The record is from RefSeq and is a predicted model, not a curated record. The coding region runs from base 1 to 594 and encodes 197 amino acids.
AUGUGUCUGGUCAAAGUGAAAGAAGAGGAAGAGUACCCAACGCCUGCUCGAUACAAGCGCGUAACAAGAGUCCGACGAUACGAAGACGACCCGCCCCCACGAGUCGAACGAUCAUCAUACUACAGAGAAGAACACCGCGCGCCACCUCCACCAGCCAUCAUCGCACCGCCUCCCGCACCACCGACCUACGUCGCAGAAACCGUCAAGUCACGACGGACCUCCCGCGCACCAACAACCGUCCGCGCACCCAGCGUAACACGCUCGCACUACGUAGAAGUAGACGAAGAAGCACCCUCGCGCUCUACAUCCCCCAGCUCAGCGAGUUCCGUCUCGGACGUCAGGUCGCGAGCGACAUCGCAUCGAACUCGUAAGCCGCCGGCGAGCGAGUACAGUAUUCAUGAGCGGGAGAGAGAGGUGAGAAGGGAGCGUGCGGUGUCGAGGCCGAGGGAGGAGUAUGAGACGUAUCGGUAUGUGAAUGCGCCGCCGGAGAGGCAGAGUCGGGAUAGUUAUCCUAGGGAUCCGAGGGAGAGGGAGAGGAUUACGAUUGAGGAUAAGCAUGGUGGGAAUCGGACAAGGGUGGAGGUUAGGCGGUGA